ACUACGAAUUGCGCAUGCAUGCGUAUUUCUUCUUUCGCCCCUCCAGCCGUUGUACCAACACUCACAUGAAAUUUGUUAACUUCACUCGCAUUGGCACACAGAUUUUUUUAAAAGGUAGCGGCCAUGGCGACCGUGCAGAUCUUUCGACAGACUGGUAAGCAGCUUCUGGGUGCAGCUCGCUGUGCAGUUGCUACCAGUCCUUCGAUUCGGAACAAGUACUACAUUGUUACUCCACCAGAGGAGUCGAUGGAAUGGAACGAUGUUACGGAUCGCGCAGUGAACAAUAUGUUCCUCUUAGAAAUCUUUCGAGGAAUGGGAAUCACUUUUUCUUAUUUGCUAAGAGAACCAGCUACUAUAAAUUAUCCUUUUGAAAAGGGACCUUUAAGCCCUAGGUUCAGAGGAGAGCACGCGUUAAGAAGGUACCCAUCAGGCGAAGAAAGAUGUAUCGCAUGUAAACUAUGUGAGGCUAUUUGUCCAGCUCAGGCAAUUACAAUUGAGGCAGAGGAAAGGCCAGACGGUUCUAGACGCACAACUCGUUAUGACAUAGAUAUGACCAAGUGCAUUUAUUGCGGGUUCUGCCAGGAAGCUUGUCCUGUUGAUGCCAUCGUGGAGGGACCUAACUUCGAGUUCUCCACUGAAACUCAUGAAGAAAUGUUAUAUAAUAAAGAGAAGCUACUCAACAAUGGAGAUAAAUGGGAAUCUGAAAUAGCUGCAAAUAUUCAAGCAGAUCACCUUUAUCGCUGAACCAAGUUCAACUACUUAGUCAUCUUGUAAAAUCCAAAUAAACGUAAAAUCUAGUAAAAUAAUACAAGCUGUUGUUGAAUGUAAAUACUACUUACUUAUUUUAACUUGCAAUACAGUAGGCAAUGGCUACUCUUGUAAUUAGGGAGUCACCAAAUGCUCCUUGCCCCAAACUCUGUGAAGCAGUACGUCGAUGAUAACUUGAAAAAUAAAAGUUUUAGACAGAU
This is a messenger RNA of Neodiprion fabricii, 968 nucleotides long. RefSeq names its product NADH-ubiquinone oxidoreductase subunit 8 (gene ND-23). Gene Ontology annotation, biological process: mitochondrial electron transport, NADH to ubiquinone; mitochondrial respiratory chain complex I assembly. Gene Ontology annotation, molecular function: NADH dehydrogenase activity; 4 iron, 4 sulfur cluster binding. Lineage: Eukaryota; Metazoa; Arthropoda; Insecta; Hymenoptera; Diprionidae. Gene Ontology annotation, cellular component: membrane. Bases 124 to 744 code for a protein of 206 amino acids. The transcript is spliced from 4 exons. The record is from RefSeq and is a predicted model, not a curated record.